This is a messenger RNA of Durio zibethinus, 4370 nucleotides long. The record is from RefSeq and is a predicted model, not a curated record. NCBI's taxonomy places the organism in Eukaryota, Viridiplantae, Streptophyta, Magnoliopsida, Malvales, Malvaceae.
UUUUUGUUUGUUUAGCGAAGUGAAAGGUGAAGCACGUCAAUCCGCAACAGUCAACAGUAAAGAGAGAGAGAGUGAGAGAGAGAGAGACAGCCAAUGCCAGUCUCUUUCAAAACUUCCUCUCUCCAACAAAAAAAAAAAACACGCAAGUUGCUUUCUCUUUCUCUCCCGUCGGUUGAUUGAAAAAAAACGCUAAAAAAAAAAUUACAGAUCGAAACCCUAACUUUCUCUCUCUACUCUCUCUCCCCCUCCUCACUUCCUUCGAUCCAGGUAGCUCGUUUUCAAUUUUAUUUUCCUAUAAGAACGAAACCUAGGUUGAUUUUGUAUGAAGUACCUUAGCUUAGCGCAGAAAACCUAGAAAUUUAUCUCAUUUCGAUCUUAAUUAGGGGCUUUCGUUGAUUCGAUAUUUGGAAUGAUUUAGCUCUCGAAUCUGCUUAGUUUUGUGUAAAUAUGCGUUUGGUCCCAGCUCCAAAAAAAGGAUCGUGUUUGGUUUAGGCAAUUCCGAUAGAGAAGCUUUGGGCGGCGUAAUAUUGUAAUAUUUGGUUAGUGUUUAGGGUUUUAUUGUAUGUUUUUUUGGAUCAAAGAAUGGAAUAGCCUAAUAUUUGCUUUAUCUUCAUUUAUAGUAGCUGGGGGCGUUUUGAAUUAGCUUUAGAUUUGGUAAUUAAUGAUAGUUAAGCUGUGAUUAGGAAACAUUGAAGAAAUUGGAUGGUGAUAAGCUAAAUGGGAAUUGCUUAUCAGAUUCAAGAUUUUUAGUUAUUGAAUAGUGAAUUUCGUGGGAGCAGCUAGAGUUAAAGAGUAUUUGGUAUAUAUUCGUCUUUAAAUUUUUGCAGAAAUGAGCUUAGAAAAUGAAGAACAACAUUCAUUACAUCAGCCAGCGGAUACCAGCAAGGAAUCUCAAAAGAAAUUGAGGAUUUCAUAUACCAGAGACCUUUUGCUGUCAUUGAGUAAACUGGAUGUUUGCAAGAAGUUACCCCCAGGAUUCAAUCAAUCAAUUUUGAGUGAAUUCGAGGAUACAUCACAAGAUCGGCAAAGAAUUCCUGGCCCCUUGACGGCUUAUAGGCGUAAUGAAUAUGGUUCAUCACCACCUACAAGAGGGGAUUCAGGUAACUAUUCUCGGGGAAUUAGUGGACGGUGGGACAGUCGCUCUAGUGGAAGGAGUGAUAGAGACAGCGAUUCCCAUUCUGAUUGGGACUCAGAUUCUGGAAGACGCUAUAGUAAUCAAUCCCAGCGGUCUUGGCAAGGUCCCGAGCAUGAUGGGCUUCUGGGGAGUGGUUCUUUUCCUCGAUCAUCUGGAUAUGCAGCAGGGACAGCAACUCCAAAGUAUCGAGCUAAUGAUCAAUACCAUCUAAAUAGGAGUAAUGAGCCAUACCAUCCACCCCGCCCUUAUAAGGCUGUACCUCAUUCAAGGAGGGAAACAAAUGACUCGUAUAAUGAUGAAACAUUUGGUUCCAAUGAGUGCACUAGUGAAGAUAGAGCAGAAGAGGAAAGAAAGAGAAGAGCUUCAUUUGAGUCAUGGAGGAAGGAUCAACAGAAAGCAUUCCAGGAGAAGAAGAUUAAUCCAGAAAGGCGUAAAGAUGACUUCGAUAUUUCAGAAUUGCUAGUGGACUCCAAAGAUGAUAAAGGACAUCCAAAUAAAAACAAGGAAUCAGAUGAACCUAUGCCAGCGUCAAAUAUUGAUUCCGAAAAAUCUUCUCUUCCCUCACAAACCCCUGCAUCCAGACCUCUUGUACCACCUGGUUUUGCGAGCACAAUUUUGGAACAGAAUUCUGGAACCAAAACUUCAUUGCACUCUGACUCUUCACAGGUUGGGAGUUCUGAAAUUGAGGACAGCCUUUCAGAGGCCAAAGGCAGCUUUCUGUUGAAUGGGACUUCUGAUGACCUUGCAGGCAAACAGUCUAAAAAGUAUGCAGAAGAAACUUCGAGUGAGCAGCAGCUUGGAGAUACAAACAUUCGUCUCUCAGCCAAUAGUAAGAGUGGGAAGGCUCUGAAUUUCUCAUCAGCUUUAGAUAAAUCUAAUGAGGCAAUUAGCAUGAAUUCUCAAAUAUACAAGAGUUCUAGUUUCUCAGAAGCCUUUGCAGCCCCAGGGAAAAGUGAAGUUACAGAAUUUGAUUCCAAGAAGCUGCUAGCAGAUAAAAUUUUGACUGAAACCAACCGGGAUAGUUCAACUUCAAUUCUAGACAAGCUUUUUGGCAGUGCUUUAACACCAAACGGAGGAGGCUCCGCUUAUUUCACUGAGCCUAAUGACAGCAAAGCAGAUGAGACUUGGGCCCCUGACACUUCCCAUUCUUCUAAGUUUGUUCAUUUGUUUCUUGAUGAAGACAAGAAACCAAUAGAUGAUCUCUCCGCUGGCAGGCCAAAAGACUUGCUCUCAUUAAUUCAGGGUGGUGAAAAGGGUGGUUAUGUUUCUGAUAAGAUAGCUACCAAGCAUGUAGCAUCAAACUUUCCAUUCCAAGUCUCUGAAUUUGCAGACAGGAAUGUUUUAUCAAAUUUGACAUCUCCUGGAAUUGUAAACUCUGAGCAAUCAUGGAAUGUUAAUGAUGUUAAUAAACCAACAGCAGUUCCAGCUGUCCUCACAUGUGAGGAUCUUGAAAAGUCAAUUCUGUCAGAAAGCACUGAAAAUGAUCCAAUGUUGCCUCCUGCUGUUGAAGGCUGGAAAAUUCUUGGUGCUGAAAGUGAGAAGCAAGAAGUUAAUCUCAAUGAUCAUGCAUCCCAGCACCUCCUUUUCUUGUUACAGAAUAAAACAAGUAUGAAAAAUAUAAUAUCAUCUGCCAAUCUAGACAUCAGGUCUUCAGAAAGAGUACAAAAUAAUGAAACAGCAAGUGUUGACUCUGCACCUCGUGAUUCAAUAGAGGUGAGUGCAGAAAAUGUUUCCAGUUCAGGGAAGAGUCUAACUCUUGAAGCACUUUUUGGAAGUGCUUUCAUGAAGGAACUACAAUCAGUUGGAGCACCAGCUUCUGUUCAGAGGUGCUCAAUAGAUUCUGCAAGUGAUGUAUUGGAAUCUAACAGGAUUCCCCUUCAUAUCACAGAUGAUAGUUUUCUUCCUUCAACAGUUCACAUUGGGUCAAACAGGACUAAGUUUGAAACAAAUAUUUUACCAUUUACUCAAAGUGAGCAGAUUAAAUCUGAUGACAUUGAAGAGCAUUUGUUAGGCUAUAAUGAUGCUCGAUCUGCAGUGGAUUCAUCUCAUCUCCGAGCUGAAUUAGGGUCUAAACUUGGUGGUUUUGACGGAUCCCCUAAAAUUCGGCUUCCUGAAGAGGAUAGUUUGAUUGGCGUCGGUAAUCCUGUGAAACUCCCGAACUUCAUGGCUGGUAAUGUAAAAGCAGAGCUAUUGCCCUCCCAAGAGACACCGACCGAUGUUGCUGAGAAACUAGCAGCUUUGAAGACUGUCUUCCGGGAUCACAGACCUGUUAUACAAGGGGAAGAAGCUCCACCUUUUCUUCAUGGUCCCUAUGAUAUUAGGGAGCCGGAUAUUCCAUUUCAUAACCAAAAUUUCCGGCCAUCUUCUCCACAGCUUCAUCCUCGAUUGAAUCAUGGAGGUCCUUUGAUUCAUUCAUUAGAUUCUCAUCCUUCUAACAUCAAUUCCCAGGUUAAGUUCAUGGCUCGAGAAGGCAUCAUCCAUCAUGAUACCCCAUCAAAUCAUCAAUUUCCUGCAAGCAUGCUUCGCCCUCCUUUCCAUCACCCUAGCAGUGGACUAAGUGGAUUUGAUCCUUCAAUGCAUCAUCCUAUGUUACAACAAAUGCCUAUGCCCGGAAACUUCCCUCCAACCCACUUGCAACGUGGAUUUCCGGGGGGUGUACCACUGUCUCAUUCAAAUAAUCAGGUGACUGGUUUCAUUCAGGAAGUGAAUUCAAUGCAUGGCUUUCCGUUUGGACAUGGUCACCAGCAGCCCCAGCCCAACUUUGCUGGUCUUGGAGUGCCUCCAGGUCAUGACGUUGGCAGCGGGAGCCCUCAUCCAGAGGCAUUGCAAAGGCUUAUUGAGAUGGAACUCAGGUCAAACUCAAAGCAGAUUUACCCGUUCGGUGCAGCUGGCCACAGUCAAGGGAUGCAUGGUCAUGAGCUAGACAUGGGUUUUCGGUAUAGAUAAUGGCUUUUGGUUGUAGAUUUGUCGUAUCGCAAUGUAUUGAGUGUCUUUUGCUCAGACUUGCUACCCGGUGAAUUGAGGAUAAAGUUUGUUCUUAAUUCAGGAGGGAUCGCUUUGGGUCAGUCAGUGGAAUUAAAAUCAUUAUACAUGAAACUGGCUUUUGGUUGCAAUUGCCCUUUUUUUUUUUCUCUUAACGUUGAAGGGGCCAAAGGGUAAACAAUAAAUCACUUGUUUGGGAAGAGUGCGGAACUUUUGGGAUACCAACACUUAAAUAACAUUGUUUGUUGAGCAA